CUUGUCUUCCUAUGCUUGAGAGCCCGUAACUGGACUUCAAAAUGUCUAUUCCAACCAUGCACGCCUGGAGAAAGCACAAAGGAAACCCUGUCCCGGGUUGGGAGGAAAUCCCUGUGCCAUCCGCACCCCCUGCAGGAUUCCUAGUAAAGCUCCUCGCAUCUGGAGUCUGCCACAGCGACCAAGACCUGCUAGACAUCGAAGACCGUCCCCGGUUCAACAAUGUCUACACUCUUGGCCACGAAGGGUGCGGCGAAAUCGUCCAAAUCGGGGCAGACGUGAGAGACGACCGAUUUAAAAUUGGAACACGCAUCGCCCUCCUCGCCGUCCCAGGCUGCGGCCUGCAAUCCUGCCCCGAGUGCUCGCGCGAUCUCGCCCAGUUAUGCCCCAGCGGGCAGCACCACGGAAUCGGCCAGGACGGGUUCUACGCUGAAUACGUGGCUAUUGAUGCGCGGGGCGCUGUUAUUCUGCCUGAUGGUGUGCCCCCCGAAGUCGGUGCAAUCGCCACCGACGCCGUAACGACCGCGUACCACGGGAUCGUGCGCCGUGCAGAGGUCCGGCCGCACGAGACGGUUUUCCUAUUCGGUCUUGGUGGGUUAGGGUUUAAUGCGUUGCAGAUUGUGCUUAGGCAUAUAAAGGCGCGGGUUCUUGUUUCGGAUGUCCGAGGUGAGAAACUCGAGGCGGCGAGAGAGCUGGGUGUUCCUGAGGAGGAUAUCGUGCCGAUACAUAUCCAACAGCAGGGGAGGAUUGCGGAAUGGAUAACCGGGCGUGGAGUGAGCGUUGAUACGGUGCUGGAGUUUGUGGGGAAGAAACAGACGUUUGCGGAUGCGCAGAAGGUUGUUAGGGCUGGUGGGAAGGUGUUGUGUAUUGGCACCGGGGAGAGGGUGAAUGCGCUUGACAUGAAGAAUGGGAUUAGGAAGAGAUUGAGCUUCAUUUUCAGUUACGGGGGACAGUAUAGGGAUCUUGAGGAGGUUCUGGCGUUGAUUAAGGAAGGGGUGUUGAGGCCCAGGGUUCGACGGGGAGUGCUUGGAGACUUUCCACAGUACUUGAAGGAGUUGGGAGAAGGGGGAAUUGAGGAUCGGGUUGCAUUGAUUCCAUAGUUCUAUUAAUGUAGAUAGGUCAAGUUUUAUUCCAAGUUAUGCGUUUACACUUGCGCUCUUGGGCAU
Messenger RNA from Aspergillus versicolor CBS 583.65, 1163 nucleotides. RefSeq names its product zinc-binding dehydrogenase. The record is from RefSeq and is a predicted model, not a curated record. Bases 42 to 1097 code for a protein of 351 amino acids. Lineage: Eukaryota; Fungi; Ascomycota; Eurotiomycetes; Eurotiales; Aspergillaceae. The transcript has 6 exons. Gene Ontology annotation, molecular function: zinc ion binding; oxidoreductase activity.